UUAACGAGACAGGAAGUAAUAGAUAUUUGGGAAAGCCCCUUUUUAGAUUUCCCAACUAAUGAAAUUGCUGUGUUUGUUGUUUACAUCAUUAUUAGCAUCCUGUGGGACAAUAAAAUGUGAUUAAACCAGUUAAAACAGUUGACUAUGGGUAGCUUUUACUCGUUCUUAACCAAGAAAAUGUUUGAAGAUGAAGAAGAAGCAGAUUAUGACUUUCCUACGACAUUAGAAGGAUUUGGAUACCAUUUCAAUGAAGAUGGACAGUUGAGGAAUAUAGAAACAGGCAAUGGCUAUAACUUUGUAGAAAAAGAAGAUAACCAUAGAUAUAACCAGAAAAGAUAUGAGGCUAUUGGUGAUAUCAUAACAGACUAUGUCUAUGAACUUCUAGAAAAAGAAGGUUUAGAAAGAGUUAGCAUUCCAUUAGAUGCUGAAGCAGAUGACCCUACUUCCUUCUUCUUCCAAUCAAAAGAUGCACAGAGUAAUACAGAUAAAUUAUUGAUAUUAAUCCAUGGUUCAGGGCCAGUGAAAGCUGGACAAUGGGCAAGAAGAUUGAUAAUGAAUGACUGCCUGGAAAGUGGUACACAGCUUCCAUAUAUUAAAUGGGCCAUGUCCAAUGGCUAUGGUGUAAUAGUAGCUAAUACCAAUAUUAACACUGCCAAAGUAGGCAAAACCAAAAAGAAAAUAAGGGGAAGUGAGAGUCCAGAAAAACAUACUACAUACUUAUGGGAAACAUUUGUUCAGCCUGCCCAGGCUAAGAACAUAGCCAUUGUUGCUCACAGUUAUGGUGGUGUGUGUGUUUUAAAUUUGGUGAACACUUUCUUGAAGGAAUUUCAGGCGAGAGUGUUUGCUAUGGCCUUUACCGAUUCUGUCCACAGUUUUCAACACCAAGAAACAACAGAGGAGACUGUUAAAUUCUUUGUUGAGCGAGGUGUAAAUUGGGCAUCAUCUUAUGAUAAAUUAGACACAAAGUUAAAGACACAUGUAGAUUAUACCCCAACUCUUUCAGCAGGGACAGACAAGCAUGAAUUAACCUCAUACACAAGUAUGAAAUCUAUAUUUAAAUUUAUAACAAAAAAAUAUUGUGAGCAAACAGGAACACCGCUGCCAGAAGGCUUUGAUGAUACACCAGAGGAAGCUGAUGAAAAUAAUUCAUCCAAAGAUACAGAAAAUCUAGAAACACCUAUGUCUCAGGACAUGACAGAAGAUUCACAGAUGUUGCAAGAUGUGAAUGAAGAAUCGCAAAUGUCGCAAGAUGCAGAAAGUCAAGAAACUUCUGAAUUGAAAGACACUAAUAAAGAAGGAACAAUGUCACAAGAGACAGUUCCAUCAGAGGACAAGAAACAAACUUCACAAACAUCUCAGGAUGGGAAAGAGACAAAAGACAAUGUAAAGUCAGAACUGUAAAUAUUAAAUGGGGAUAUUGAUAAUGGAUUGUUACAUAUAAAUUGAUUGCAUCAACAUGUCUAUCUUAACUCCAGCUAACAAAAUGACAAUAGAGUUCGUUCAUUUAUUCAAGUUCAACUUUUAACAAUUAAUGGUGAAUAAGCCCUUCCUCAAUCUAAUUGAGGGUCUAUAGAUGGGUGUCCUCCAGAAGAAGGUGUAAGAUACUUUAUAUGCAUAUUAACUAAUUGUUUUGCUGUGUGUCCUUAUUACCUUAAAAAGUGAUUUGUGAGAAACUGUCAAUAUUUGUUAUGUUUUUGAUUUUUGAUUCAUUGACUUAUACAUGUACCCCACAUCUGCUUUUAUUUAUAUUAAGUAUGCACUGUAUUUUAGUUCAUAAAAAUUAUGCAUAUUUUAAGAAGCUCAAACCUUGAUUUUUUUAUAGCUUGCUUUAAAAGUUAAAAGUUGUUUUUUGAAAAUUUUAAAGCAAAUAAACAUCUAGAGAUUGGUAAACGUUAAAGGUACAGUACAUAUUUUUUCAUGUUUGUUGUUGGAACAGAAAUGAGUUUUCAUGGGUUGUAGCAAAUAGAAGUAAAUUAAAGCAUAUUGGAAAUUAUGGCAUUAUUUUGAGACAAAGUAUUUAAAAAAAAUUGUCAAGAAAGAAAAGAAGUUGUUUAUGAAUUAAAAAGAGAGUAUCAAAGAAUUGUGAUCAACAUGAAAUUCAUUAAAGAACAAAAAAGUUAUCUCCUGAAUUUUAUACUUUUGGUUAACUGGGGGCAUUUUAUAGCUGGCAUAAGGUUAUGAGUCUUUUCUCAUGGUACUCGAUCAUGUUUUGGCAUAAUAUGUACCUGUUUGAUAUUUACAUUUUCUUACUAUGUUUAGUGGAAGUUUAUCUUAGGAACCAUAUUAAAUGUCUUUAUUGUAAAAACAUCUUCAAGAAGAUUUGAAACAAAAGUGUAUACAGUGUUAUAAUUCAAAAAGUGUAACGGCAUUUUAAUCCCAAUCCUGUGGUUUUCCUAUAGCCUGACAGCUUAUUUUAUAUGCAUUAUUAGUAUUUGCAUGUAAAAUGUGCAUUUUUGUAUUUUUAUAAACUAUUUUUUAUCUAUGACAGUUUUAAAAGAAGAAAUUUUUAAAAUAAUAAAAAUUUGAAAAGAAACUUAAAUUGAUAAUUCUAGUAAUCGAUAAUGAUAAUCUGUCAAAAAAAGAAUUCAUCAGGCAAAGAAAAUCAAUUCAGUUUAAACAGUAUUUUAUUCUGAUAAAUUAAAUUGGAUUGGGCAAAAGGCAUAUGAUAGAAUAUGUAAGACAUCUCCACUGAUUUCAAUUUAAUAAAGUUUAGUUUAAACAGUAUUUUAAUUUUAAUUUGAAUGCUGAUGUGAAAUUAAAGUUAUAAUUACUUUUCUUAUGUCUGCUUUUAGACAUACUAUGCCAUGGCUUGUGAAGUGACUUUACAUCUUUGCAUAAUUAAUGAGCUCUGUAUUAAAAGAUAACAAUCAAAAAAGGAAUUUUGCUCUUAAUUACAUUCAUUUGAGUUCAGAAACAUAUUUUUUCAAUGAGAUCAAUAAAAUUUACAAAAUUUUUCACAGCUGUUCAGUUUUCACUCCAAAGCAAAUUUUUUUUAAAAUUUUAUAAAUUUUCAAGAAGAAAUCUUUAAUUGCACAGUAUUGCACAAUAGAUUUGUAAGAUGUUGACAUUUGUUUUAUGUCAGAAUGUCAAAUGUCAAAUAAUUGAUAAAAAUCCAAAUUCAGACAGUAUCAAGCUUGAAUAUUGUGUCCAAAUUAGGCCCAACUGUUCAGGAUUCAACCUCUGCGGUUGUAUCAGGCUGUGCUCAGCGAAGCAUUUUAUUGUAGGUGUGUUCCGGUUGAUUUUUUUAAGAAUUCAUGUUGAUAUUGCAAAAGAGAUCUCAAAAUUGUAUGACAUUAGUUUUAGUAGAGCUACAACACAUUUAAAAAUUCAAAUAAAUUCAUCAGACACCAGGAACAGAUAUUUUGUUUAUUAAUUUUGAUUUUUUCAUUUCCUUUUUAACAUGAAACAAAUUCUUUUUCAAUAAAAAAUUCAACAAUUUGAAAACAAAAAAGUAACAUGCUCUCUCCUCCCUUUACACACACACACAGGGUGAUUUGAUCAUGCCUUAUCUGAUAAAAAUAGUAAGAAUUUGGUUUUCAUAGUAUGAUUUAACAACUUUCUGUAAUUCAGUAAUUGAUUGACAGGUUGUCUAUUUAUCCACAUGGAAAUGUACUUCACAAAACAUUUGUCAGUCAUUUACAAAUAGUAGAAACUUGCAGACUGCUUUGUAUGUAAUGCACACUAAUUUAUUUUGUGAGUGGCAUUAUGUAUCUUUCUGAUUGCUGUUGACACUAAUGUGUAUAUUAAUGAAAGUAUUUUAAAAAUGCUGAUAUGAAAUAAAUAUUGAUAUAGUAAA
Messenger RNA from Mytilus trossulus (common blue mussel), 3796 nucleotides. Its product is annotated as cotranscriptional regulator ARB2A-like. Bases 145 to 1401 code for a protein of 418 amino acids. Gene Ontology annotation, biological process: regulatory ncRNA-mediated heterochromatin formation. Lineage: Eukaryota; Metazoa; Mollusca; Bivalvia; Mytilida; Mytilidae. The record is from RefSeq and is a predicted model, not a curated record. Gene Ontology annotation, cellular component: nucleus. Gene Ontology annotation, molecular function: siRNA binding. The transcript is spliced from 13 exons.